CUAAGGUUUUGUUAUGUCUUCUACUUGAUCCUAGGUCUCUAUCCUGCUACCAGUGGAAAGGCCUAUGUUAACGGAUAUGACACCUCAAAACAGAUGGUCCAAAUCAGGAAAAGCUUGGGCUUUUGUCCCCAACAGAACUUGUUGUUUGAUUACUUGACCGUCUCAGAACACCUUUAUUUUUAUUGUUUGGUAAAAGGAAUACCUCGAAAGACACGUCUUGUGGAAAUUGAUCAUAUGUUGUCUACUUUUAACCUGCUAGAUAAGCAUAAUGCAUUUUCAUUUUCACUGAGUGGAGGAAUGAAGCGCAGACUCUCUGUGAUCAUAGCACUUAUAGGGGGCUCCCAGGUUGUGAUACUUGAUGAGCCAACAUCUGGAAUGGACCCACUCUCAAGGAGGGCCACCUGGGAUGUCCUUCAGCAGUAUAAAGAGGAUCAUACCAUCUUAUUGACCACCCACUACAUGGAUGAAGCUGACAUCUUGGGUGACCGCAUAGCCAUCAUGGUCAAAGGAUCCCUGCGGUGCUGUGGCUCUUCAGUUUUCCUGAAAAAAAUAUAUGGUCUCUUUCCCUUUGAUUAUUCUUUGGAUAUUGAUAUGUUAAUAUUCUUCAAACAUAAUCUUCAUGGAUAUUUAUUUCUUCAUAAUAUUAUAGUAUAAUUUCCCUAGUUUUUUGUCUAUCACCCCAAAACUUCUAUUU
Messenger RNA from Herpailurus yagouaroundi (jaguarundi), 694 nucleotides. RefSeq names its product ATP-binding cassette sub-family A member 3-like. The record is from RefSeq and is a predicted model, not a curated record. Gene Ontology annotation, cellular component: intracellular membrane-bounded organelle; membrane. Gene Ontology annotation, molecular function: ATP binding; lipid carrier activity; ABC-type transporter activity. Gene Ontology annotation, biological process: transmembrane transport; lipid transport. The transcript is spliced from 3 exons. Lineage: Eukaryota; Metazoa; Chordata; Mammalia; Carnivora; Felidae. The annotation marks the transcript as partial.